AUGACGGCGCAAGAGACGGCACCUCCAGAUUCGCCCUUGGAUGCGUUUGCGCCUGCGCUCGACGACAUCGAACAACUCGACCAAUUCCGCCGUUCGCCCCACCCUUACUUGCAUCAUAGAGAUCAGCUACGGAGACGGUCGCCAGAUCCGGCGCACGACGUUUCUCUGCAUUCGCAAUCGCAAUCGCAAACCCCGCCUCGGCACCUAGACAAGACCAUGAGGAAAACGCCGUCACAAUCACCAAGUGAAAGCGGCACCGAGGCCGACGACGAGGGCUGCAGCCUUGUCAAGGCACUGCCUGCUCCUCCCUUGCGACCGCACAAGGGCCUCCGUGAUUCCCAGGCAUUGGGCACAGAGGCGUGGGCGAGCCCCCUCCUUACCCCCACACAGAUUGACGACGAGGGGAGGAAGCUCUCCGAGGGCUACUUUGCUCGCAACAACAAGACGAGACGCAAGGGAGACGUAUACCAUAGCGACGAAGCGAGGGCAGCCAGGCAGAGAUACCUCCAGCGGCGGCGCAACGAGCUGGUCAGGAGAACGACCGAGACUGCAUUGCUUGCGGGCAUUGCCGUCCUGGCUGUCCGUGGUUGUGACUGCUGGACCAAACUGCUGGCAUGGCAUAGAGUAGAGCUGUUGACACACUGUUCUGUCAUGGCUGGCGUUUUGGGGCUAUAUCCGCUUCGGCUUCUGUACUACUCAUGGAGAAAUCACUCUCAACUCCGGCUUGGCCGUCAAAUACAUCUACCAGCUGCCUUCGAUCCGGCCACUAUCCUCUACCCCCCAAUAUUGCCCGUCCUGAUUGCGAUCUCCCUGUUUGCCUCAUCGUCAAAGCCCCUUCUACCCAACAUGUUGCUUGGACUAGCCGCUCUACCAGCCAGGCUUUUUCCUUUCAGAAGCGCUACCUUGGGCUACUCUCCUCUGCACUGGCUGAUAUCCAUCAUGCCCCUGAUCGUUUCAGAGAACACCGAUAUACCCUCUCGGCUGUUUGCACAGACACCAUACAAGCUCAAGUUACCCCCGCCUAACCAAGGUGUAGACCCAGAACUUCUGGUGAUGUUAUUCCCUUUGCAUCAGGCGCUACUACCGCCCUUGUACUAUCUCACCACGACGAGCCUUUUGCCAGCCGAGUUGCAUUUGCUUUCCAUUGGGCUGAUCAACCUCCUCUUAUUCUCGGAAACUCCUCAAGCAACCAUACUCACUGUCUUGCUGUGGCUAGGCGGGCUGGGUGUUUUCUUGCUUUGCGGCAGGAUCUUGAAGUGGGGUGUUGCACUUGCACGCAUUCCGCGAUGGAGGCUUCGGCGUGCUGGCCAAGUCAUCCGAGCUCGACAGAAUUUCUUGCAGGUCCUGAACCACAGCCUGGGUUCCAGGCGCGGCGGGAGUGGUUCGGUGAGAAAUGCGAGUGAUAGUGAUGCGGACGAAGAAGAUCCUACAUUUGAAAAUGCUCUCCACAAGACUAAGAGUCUGAAAGUCAACAUUCUAGAUUCUGCGAAACACAGCAGACUUCGCAUGGACGGCGAUGAGCCACGAUCCGCGGUUGAAGCGACAAAUACGGGCUUUCAGCAAUCGAAUGGUGGCGAAAGAGCCAACCAUAGUAGCGGACGCAGGCGAAGGAACACCCUUCCAGUUCUCGUCGCUGAAGACCAUACAUCAAAGCAUCAGUACUCGAGUCGAAAACGAUCGAGAUCAAUUGUGCAGUCUUACCUGUCGCUCACACCGACCGAAGCCACCAUGAGGAAGUGGUUGUACGCAGGAUACUUCUAUGCGAUUGUAGUCGCGCUAAUACUUGGACCAAUUCGGUAUACUAUCGGCGAACAUGCUCUCCACCACAACGAACCGUUUGGAUGGGCCAUCAGCUACCUCUUCGGCAAUGUACCACGCGUGCGAUGGGAGGUGUUCCAGUGGAAUUUGGACUGGUGGGUCCCACUACCGACGAGACUGGAUUCUGACGACAUGCUCGAAUCUGCACAACAUCUAUCACCUGCGGAGUAUGUGCGUUUCUUAGUGGUAGGCGAAGCAAACACACGUCUCUUGCUGUGCUUGUACUGUGCCGGAACUAUCAUUGCCGGUCUUGUUGCAGUCUUCUCACUUUCCGCGGUUGUAGAAGUCGAUACGCGCAGAAAGGUGUUCCAUGGCACCAUGGUCGCGAUGCUUCUUCCGACCAUCUUCAUCGAUCCUUGUUUCGUCGCACUAGCCCUUGCGUUGGUGCUUGCGAUAUUUCUCCUUCUGGAUCUGAUUCGUGCCUCGCAACUGCCACCACUGUCGAAACCCAUUGCUAGGUUCCUCACGCCGUACGUAGACGGUCGUGAUCUCCGGGGUCCAGUAGUAGUAUCACACAUCUUUCUUCUCAUAGGCUGCGCAAUACCGCUUUGGCUAUCGCUCGCAGGUAUAGAACGGGCUGGCGAUGAGCCAUGGCAAGGGUGGGAUGUCAAGGAUAGGGAUGUGAGUAUGGUGGCAGGGGUGGUUUGUGUUGGCAUGGGCGACGCGGCGGCAUCUCUCAUCGGCCGUCGCUACGGACGGCGGAAGUGGCCAUGGGCCGGCGGCAAGUCACUCGAGGGCUCCCUGGCAUUUGCAUUUGCAGUGUCGAUAGGGCUCGUUGUGAGUAGAGUCUGGCUUGACGUUGGGUGGGACAGUGGCCAGGCAGGGCAGAAGACAACGAGCGAGUGGGUACAAGACGCACUGCUAAUGGUCGGCAAGGCAGGUCUAUGUGCAGCGGGGGCGAGCCUCAACGAGGCGGUGCUCACAGGCGGAAACGACAAUGUGAUAGUGCCAGUCAUACUAUGGGCUCUUGUGAGGGGUGUCAGGCUGUAG
Molecule: messenger RNA, 2808 nt
Organism: Alternaria arborescens
Lineage: Eukaryota; Fungi; Ascomycota; Dothideomycetes; Pleosporales; Pleosporaceae
Exons: 2
Coding region: 1-2808 (935 amino acids)
Biological process (GO): dolichyl monophosphate biosynthetic process
Cellular component (GO): endoplasmic reticulum membrane
Molecular function (GO): dolichol kinase activity
Source: RefSeq, a predicted model, not a curated record